AUGAGCCUUCGAGUCAAUUUUACUACAUACUCGAAAGAACUUCGUUCUACCUAUGAAGCAGUGCUCAAUGGCGCUGAGGAAACUAAUUGGGUUGUAUAUGGUUAUGAUAAAGGAACAAAUGAAUUGAAAGUUUCAAAUCAAGGGGGUGGGGGCUUAGAAGAACUCGAGGAUGAAUUUAAUGAUGGGAAAGUACAAUACGCGUUUGUUCGCGUUAAAGACCCGAAUACUGGACUGCCAAAAUUUGUGCUAAUUGGUUGGGUAAAGUACCAUUUUCCUCAUGUGCGGUUAUCUCAAUGCGGUGAUGGUGUACCUGAAACGAAAAAAGGCUUAUUUAACUCACAUUUUAACGAAGUCGCGAAUUUUUUGAAGACUGACGUUGAUCCCGCGUAUAUAAUGAAAAGAAUCAAUGAAAGUAGUGGAUCAAAAUAUUCUAUUAAUAAAGAACCACCACGAAAAGCUGAGCCUGUUCUCCCUGUGCGAUCAGUUUAUGAACCAGUCAAAAUACCGAAUAUUGCGGCGAUGCAAAGAGCAGCUGCUUCUCCCGAAGAUCGUAUAAAACCAGUGGGAUCGGUGUAUCAACCAAUACACUUACCCAAUCCGAAACCAUUGGUACAAAGAGAGGAGAGGAAACGUGAAAGUGAACUACGUGAAAAAGAGGAAGAACGUCGAAAAACCGAAGAAGAGGAACUGGCUCGAAGAAAUGCAGAAGAAAGAAUUAGAAAAGCACAAGAAGAGCGAGAACAAUUAGUAGAAGCGGCGCGUAUACGUAAACUAGAGAUAGAAAAAGAGGAGCAAUUAAAAAAUGAGGAAGAAUUACGUCAGGUUGAAGCAGAACAGCAGCAACUGGAACAAGAACUUGCACAAACGGUAGAAUUAGCUGCUGACACUGCUGAAUUGGUUGCUGCUGAUGCCAUAGUCGGUAUUUCAUCGGAAUCCUUAUCAGCUGUUGUAUUAUAUGCCUAUGAUGCUGACGAGGGGAAUGAAAUGCCGUUAGUAGAAGGGGAGAUAAUCACAAAUAUAGUACAGCUUGAUGAAGGAUGGUGGGAAGGUGUGAGCGAAGAUGGAAGCAAAAAAGGAUUGUUUCCUGCAAAUUAUGUGGAAUUGAUAGCAAAUCCGCAUCAAUCGGCUGGUCAGACGGCCAUCGCUCUAUAUGAUUAUGAGGCGACCGAGGAAAAUGAAAUUUCGUUUGCAGAGGGUGCACUAAUCACCUAUAUUCAAUUUGAUUCGGAUGAUUGGUGGACCGGCACUAAUCCUGAAGGAAUAAACGGAUUAUUUCCGGCUAAUUAUGUUCAGUUAAAUGAAUGA
This is a messenger RNA of Ambispora gerdemannii, 1305 nucleotides long. NCBI's taxonomy places the organism in Eukaryota, Fungi, Glomeromycota, Glomeromycetes, Archaeosporales, Ambisporaceae. The record is from the annotation of a GenBank genome assembly.